AAGCCGGGAGGCAGGAGAGGAACUGAAAGAAAUCCAGGCCUUGGAGUCCAAUUAAUCUCUUCAUCUUCUUGUGACACAUCUCUGCCCUGUGUAGAGACAUGGGUUUAGAACCUAAAUUCUGCUAAAUUCCCAGGGCCUCUGUAGGUAUUCCCUUUGGCAUAUGACCUUGUGUUUUCUCAGUAAGUCAGUCAAAAGGAAUUAGUGAUUUAUUUCAGCAAUAAUGUCAACCUCUUUCUUCAUUAAACUUAUUUUUUCAGAUUCACAUAGAAGCUAUAACAUUAGAGUCUCUUCUACCCUAGGUGAUAACAUCCUCCAUAACAUAGUACAAGGACCAAAAUAGGGAAUUGCCAUUGGUAAAAUACUGUUAACUGAACAACAGACUUUAUUUGGAUUUUGCUAGUUUUUACAUACCCUCAUUUUUCCCCCUGUAUUGUUCUAUGGAAUUUUAAUACAUGCAUAGUCUUGUAUAGCUGACACCACAGUCAGGAAUAGAACUGUUCCAGUGAAACCUAUCACUGCAGAGGAGCUCCCUUGGGCCACCCUUGAUGGUCACAUCUUACUCCCAGUCCUACCUGCUAUUUUUCAAGGCAGUAUUCCCAAGGUUCAUGAUCAGGUAACUGUGCUGAUUUUUGGAAUGGAAACUGAGCGGCAGAGUGGAAAGUGUCUUGACACCUUAUCUUCAGCCAAAAUGUAUAAGCUUGCUGCUGAGCGUGUACAGGGCAGGUCAGUUCUGCCUCAGCCAAUAUUCUGGUGGACAGAAGAUUCCUCUGGGGUAAAAUAACCAUGAUGUUGCCACCAUUUCAUGAGAACUUCCUGGAGAUAGGGUCUGUGCUGUUGCUGUACAAGCAGGCCUACCUUUAAUCCUCCCAACAACCUGGCUAGUAAGUACUACGAGAAGGAGGCCCUUCUGAUGGACCCCGUGGAUGGCCCCAUCCUUGCAUCUUUGUUGGUGGGGCCCUGUGCCCUAGAGUACACCAAGAUGAAGACUGCGGAUCACUUCUGGACUGACCCCUCGGCCGACGAGCUCGUGCAGAGACACCGCAUCCACAGCUCGCACCUACGGCAAGACUCACCCACCAAGCGGCCGGCCCUCUGUAUCCAGAAGAGGCAUUCGAGUGGCAGCAUGGACGACCGACCAUCCCUUUCUGCCCGUGACUAUGUGGAGUCCCUGCAUCAGAACUCCAGGGCCACACUGCUCUAUGGCAAGAACAACGUUCUGGUUCAGCCGAGGGAUGAUAUGGAGGCUGUGCCAGGGUACCUGUCCCUGCACCAGACAGCUGAUGUCAUGACCUUGAAGUGGACGCCGAACCAGCUAAUGAAUGGGUCGAUGGGGGACCUGGACUAUGAAAAGAGCGUCUACUGGGACUAUGCCAUGACCAUCCGCCUAGAGGAGAUUGUGUAUCUGCACUGCCACCAGCAAGUGGACAGCGGCGGGACAGUGGUGCUGGUCAGCCAGGACGGGAUCCAGAGGCCGCCCUUCCGCUUCCCCAAGGGAGGACACCUCCUGCAGUUCCUCUCGUGCCUGGAAAACGGGCUGCUCCCUCAUGGGCAGCUGGACCCUCCACUCUGGUCUCAGCGGGGAAAGGGCAAAGUAUUUCCCAAGCUGCGCAAGCGAAGCCCUCAGGGUUCCGCCGAGUCCACGUCUUCAGACAAGGAAGAUGACGAGGCCACAGAUUACGUGUUCAGGAUCAUCUACCCCGGCAUGCAGUCUGAAUUUGUCCCCCAGGACCUAAUGGAUGUCUCCGUGAGCAACCUACCACCCCUAUGGCAACCCAGCCCCCGGAAAUCCUCCUGCUCGUCCUGCUCACAGAGUGGCUUGGUCGACGGCGGCUCAUCCAAUGGCUGCAACCAUGAGAGGGCCCCGCUGAAGCUCCUCUGUGACAACAUGAAGUACCAGAUCCUUUCCAGAGCCUUCUAUGGAUGGCUUGCCUACUGCAGGCACCUGUCCACUGUGAGGACCCACCUGUCAGCCCUGGUCAAUCACAUGAUUGUGUCUCCGGAUUCACCCUGCGAUGCUGGGUGCGGGCUGACGGCCAGGAUCUGGGAGCAGUACCUUCAGGACAGCACGAGUUACGAGGAACAGGAGCUGCUACGCCUUAUCUACUAUGGGGGUAUCCAGCCAGAGAUCCGCAAGGCCGUGUGGCCCUUCCUCCUGGGCCACUACCAGUUUGGGAUGACAGAAACAGAACGGAAGGAGGUGGAUGAGCAGAUUCACGCGUGCUAUGCACAGACCAUGGCCGAAUGGCUGGGCUGCGAGGCGAUCGUGAGGCAGAGGGAGCGGGAGUCCCAUGCAGCUGCCUUGGCUAAGUGCUCAUCGGGGGCCAGCCUGGACAGCCACCUGCACCAGAUGAUGCACCGGGACUCCACCAUCAGCAACGAGUCUUCCCAGAGCUGCAGUUCCGGCCGCCAGCAUGUCCGCCUGCAGAGUGACUCCAGCACCAGCACACAGGUGUUUGAGUCUGUAGAUGAAGUGGAACAGGUAGAGGCAGAAGGCAGGUUGGAGGAGAAACAGCCCAAGAUCCACAAUGGGAGCCUGGCGAAUGGCACCUGUUCCCCGGACUCUGGCCAUCCCUCUUCCCACAACUUCUCCUCGGGCCUCUCAGAGCACUCGGAGCCCAGCCUGAGCACAGAAGACAGCGUCAUGGACGCCCAGCGGAACACCCCCCUGGCGCGUCGACCCGGGGACAGCAGCGUGGAUGAUGGGCAGAGCAGCGAGGCCACCACCUCCCGAGAUGAGGCCCCCCGCGAGGAGCUGGCUGUGCAGGACAGUCUGGAGAGCGACCUCCUCGCCAACGAGAGCAUGGACGAGUUCAUGUCCCUCACCGGCAGCAUGGACGUGGCCCUGCCCGAGAAGGAGGGGGCCGCCAUGGAGCGCUGGGGGGGCAGCGAGGUGGAGAAGCACAGCCAGGUGGACAGCGAAGACAACCUCUCAGAAGAGCCUGAGAUGGAAAGCCUCUUUCCCGCCCUGGCUUCUCUGGCCGUGGCCACGUCCGCCAACAACGAGGCGUCGCCUGUGUCUUCCAGUGGCGUCACUUACUCUCCGGAGCUCCUGGACCUGUACACGGUGAACUUGCACCGCAUCGAGAAGGACGUGCAGAGGUGUGACCGCAACUACUGGUACUUCACGCCCGCCAAUCUGGAGAAACUGCGGAACAUCAUGUGCAGCUACAUCUGGCAACACAUUGAGACCGGCUAUGUCCAGGGCAUGUGUGACCUCCUGGCUCCACUGCUGGUCAUCCUGGAUGACGAGGCCCUUGCCUUCAGCUGCUUCACGGAGCUGAUGAAGCGGAUGAACCAGAACUUCCCCCACGGAGGUGCCAUGGACACGCACUUUGCCAACAUGAGGUCUCUGAUCCAGAUUCUGGACUCAGAGCUCUUUGAGCUGAUGCAUCAGAACGGGGACUACACCCACUUCUACUUCUGCUACCGCUGGUUCCUGCUGGAUUUCAAGCGAGAACUUGUCUAUGAUGACGUCUUCUCUGUCUGGGAGACCAUUUGGGCAGCCAAACACGUCUCAUCCACCCACUAUGUCCUCUUCAUCGCGCUGGCUCUGGUGGAGGUCUACCGGGACAUCAUCUUGGAGAACAAUAUGGACUUCACGGACAUCAUCAAAUUCUUUAACGAAAUGGCCGAACGGCACAACACCAAACACGUCCUGAAGCUGGCCCGGGACCUCGUGUACAAGGUGCAGACUCUGAUCGAGAACAAGUGAGGGCCUGCUCCCCUGGGCCGUGUCCGCCAAGCUGCCAUCCGCCUGCCCAGCCCACUUUUCACUCCCGGCUUCCCCGGGAGCGAGGUCCCGGUGUCUGUUCAUGAGCGUGGACUUCUGUGCAAAGAGAAACUACCCCAACUUUGGCCACCCAGGCAGGUGGGGUCGAGGGGUUGCCCCUUCAGCUUAGCCUUACGUUUUCCCAUUUGACCAAAGAUUGUUUGAGUCUGGGAUUCCUCCCUUGUGGGAGUCGGGGUGUGUCAGUAGUGGUUGGAGGGAGCCUUUUCGUGGCUGGCCUCCAGAAGGGUCGCCUCUCUUAUUCUGUCCCAAUGCCUCCAAGUUGUUCUGUCAGAUAAGACUUGGGGAGGGAAUUUUUGGGGGAAUUGGUGUAGGAGAGGUCCAUGGGACUACCUCUGUGCUCUGAAAGGGGCCUUUGGAGAACAGAACAUGGCUGGAAGUUUAGCUUAGAGCAGUUUUUGUACCUUGGCACUAUUGACACUGGAGCUGGAUAACUCUUUUCUGUGGGGGCUGUGUAUUAUAGGGUGUUGAGCAGGAUCCUGGCCACUACCUGCUAGAUGCCAGUAGGGCCCCCUCCCCCAACCAGUUCU
This is a messenger RNA of Lontra canadensis (Northern American river otter), 4317 nucleotides long. It is a transcript of the gene SGSM1, whose product is annotated as small G protein signaling modulator 1. The record is from RefSeq and is a predicted model, not a curated record. The coding region runs from base 911 to 3712 and encodes 933 amino acids. The transcript has 21 exons. Gene Ontology annotation, biological process: activation of GTPase activity. Gene Ontology annotation, molecular function: GTPase activator activity. NCBI's taxonomy places the organism in Eukaryota, Metazoa, Chordata, Mammalia, Carnivora, Mustelidae.